Molecule: messenger RNA, 672 nt
Organism: Lachancea lanzarotensis
Lineage: Eukaryota; Fungi; Ascomycota; Saccharomycetes; Saccharomycetales; Saccharomycetaceae
Gene: RRP46
Product: LALA0S03e06150g1_1
Exons: 1
Coding region: 1-672 (223 amino acids)
Biological process (GO): poly(A)-dependent snoRNA 3'-end processing; rRNA catabolic process; nuclear mRNA surveillance
Cellular component (GO): nucleolus; nuclear exosome (RNase complex); cytoplasmic exosome (RNase complex)
Source: RefSeq, a predicted model, not a curated record
AUGCUCUCAGCUCAAACAGGUGUACUGGAGCAAGUUGACGGCUCCUGUAAGCUUCAAUGCGGCCAAACAACUGUGGAAUGCUCCGUCACUGGACCCAUAGAGCCCAAAGCAAGGCAGGAACUACCUGCGCAGCUAGCAUUGGAAGUAAUCGUUAGACCCUGCCGAGGCGUUCCAACCACUCGAGAGAAGCUGCUGGAGGACCAAAUCCGUGGUGUCGUUACUCCUGUGCUAGCCAGAUACCUUUAUCCCAGACAGCUAGCUCAGGUGUGUUUCCAGAUACUGGAAAGCGGAGAGCCCGAGGAAAAUUUCAGUGUCAAAGAGUUGAGUGCCUGCAUCAACGCAGCUUUCCUAGCAAUAGUGGAUGCAGGAAUCGGUCUUCAAUUCUCUUUUGCCAGCGUAGUAUUAUCAGUUUCCACUGAUGGUGAGGAGAUUCGUACGGACCCUGCACAGUUGGACUUAAUCGAAUCCAAAUCUACACAUAUACUAGCAUUGCAACUCGGAGAAGGUACCCAAAAGGUAGAAAACGUGCUUCUUUUUGAAAGCCACGGCGACUUCACAGAGGAUACAGUGCUUCGGGUCCUUCAGUUUGGAGAAAAAAGCUGUGUUGAGACCGCUCAAGAGUUGCGUAAAGUUGUGCAGCGUAAAGUCCAGCAAGACUUUGUUUGGCGAUAG